UUUGAAAAAAAAGUGAACAAAAUAUUUAUUUGUUUUAUUAAUAUAAUGUAAAUAAAAACAGUAACAGUUUUAAUAGUUAAUUGUGUAUAUACUAGUCAAUUUUUGUGUGCAAAAUGAGUGAAUCAAUGGAAUAUGAGUCAGAUACAAGUGUUGCAAGACGCAUGUAUUCUGCUAUUUCAUAUAUGGUUGUUUUAUUUGGAAUUGGUAUUCCAAUGUGGUGGUAUACAACACAACUGUAUCGCAUGGCUUUACCCGAUACACGUAUGCAAAAUUUAGGUACAGCACCUUUACAAAUACAGAUGAAUAUACAUUUGGCUACUACAUCAGUCAACUUUAAACAAUUAAUUAUUAAUGAAAUUAACGAACAUUUUAAAAAUUCAGAUAUAAUUAAUGUUAAUAUUCAUGAAAUUAAAGUAAAUAAGGAAUGGUUACCGACGAAUAUUGAAAAUGUUAAUGAUAUAGCAUCAACAAUUGAAAAUCAUUUUAUAAUUAAUACUGGCGAUAUUAUGUUGAUCGAAUGGCCUAAUUCACCACAUGAAAUUGUGGUUACAUCAAAUCGAAUUAUUUAUUUUAACACAGAAACAACUGGCCCUAGGUUAAUUAAAGUUCUAAGUAAAUGGAUACUCCAAGAGGAUACAUUAAAUCAUAUGAUGGAAAAUAUGAAACAACCUACUUUACAAAAGCAAGAUUCAAUAGUACGUAAACGAGUAUCGGCUGCCGAUCAAUAUGAUGUUUUAGUUACUGUUGUUAAUCCAGAUCCUGAAUGGACUAAAGUUAAUUGGAAUGUUAAAGACGUUGCAAUACAAUAUUUGACACCAUUCUUUCAAUCAAUUAGUCACAUAUCAAAUGUUACAUUAAAAUCACAAUGGUUAUAUUACGUAUCAAUAAGUGAUAAAUUAGAGAAACAUGCUAUUGUUGAUAAAAAUGGUUUAACAAACGAAUGGAAUAAUAAAAGAUUUACAUUAAAUGAGCAACAAUUACCAUAUUUAAUUACAAUGUUUGAAACGAAAUUGGCAUCACAUGUUUCAAAAAAUCCAUGUUUAAAUUUAAUUGUUUAUAUCAACGAUUGUAAACAUGCUCCAUUACAAUUUUAUAAUCCAAAAGGUAAUCGAUACAAUGGUCCUAAUGCGUUUAUGUCACCCCGUUGGGGUGGUGUAAUAUUUAUAAAUCCUGAGGCAAAUGAAUGUAAAAAAAGUCUUGAAAAUCAAACAAAAAUAAAUGUUACACCAGACUCACAAUAUAUUAUGAGUAUUUUUAUUACACAAUUACGUCAAUUAUUGGGUAUACCAGAACUGGAAAAUAUUAAUGGUGUGCAUAUAAUACCCAUCACAAGUUCAACACCAAGACAAUGGGAAUUGGAUGCUUUAAUGCGAUUACGUACAUUUGAACAAAUUUUAUCGGCACGAUUAACUUUAAAAUCAUUAGCACAAUUAUUGACUGAAAUUACUACAAUUGUUAUUAAUGAUGAGGUUGGUGCUUCAAUUCAUUCCGCUGUGGAUAAUGCAGAAAUAGCUGCUGAAUAUUUAUCAAACAAUGAUCUUCAUAACGCAUUUAUAAAAUCACGUAUGGCAUUCCUAUCUUCAGAAGCUGCAUUUUAUGAUCCCAGUUUGUUGGCAUUACUCUAUUUUCCAGAUGAUCAGAAGUAUGCAAUUUACAUUCCACUAUUUUUACCGAUUAUGAUUCCAGUGAUCAUUUCUUUGAAUACAAUACGUGCAUGGCUAGUUUCCAAACCAAAUAAAGCAACGAAAACUGAUUAAAAUAGCAAAUUUUUUGUAAAUAUUUUGUUCCAUUUUGUAUUACUUUUGAAUUAAUUGAUUCAUUAAAUUUUUGUAAUUUAUUUACAA
Molecule: messenger RNA, 1844 nt
Organism: Chrysoperla carnea
Lineage: Eukaryota; Metazoa; Arthropoda; Insecta; Neuroptera; Chrysopidae
Gene: PIG-S
Product: GPI transamidase component PIG-S
Exons: 9
Coding region: 114-1757 (547 amino acids)
Biological process (GO): attachment of GPI anchor to protein
Cellular component (GO): GPI-anchor transamidase complex
Source: RefSeq, a predicted model, not a curated record